This is a messenger RNA of Polypterus senegalus (gray bichir), 2265 nucleotides long. Its product is annotated as E3 ubiquitin-protein ligase TRIM9. The coding region runs from base 36 to 2105 and encodes 689 amino acids. The transcript has 10 exons. Gene Ontology annotation, molecular function: zinc ion binding; protein binding. NCBI's taxonomy places the organism in Eukaryota, Metazoa, Chordata, Cladistia, Polypteriformes, Polypteridae. The record is from RefSeq and is a predicted model, not a curated record.
CUUAGGCAGCUUGUCUACGUGUGUGUAUUUGUUUUAUGGCAGAGAUGGACGAGGAAUUAAAAUGCCCCGUUUGUGGUUCUUUAUUCAGGGAUCCUAUAAUUCUGCCUUGCACUCACAACGUAUGUUUGGCUUGCGCUCGCAAUAUCAUCGUGCAGACCCCAGAAGGCGAAUCUCCGCCUCACUGCCGUGCUUCUGCCAGUUCGGACUACGAUUACCUGGAUAUGGACAAGAUGAGUAUGUACAGCGAAACGGACAGCGGUUAUGGAUCUUAUACCCCGUGCCUCAAAUCGCCCAAUGGAGUCCGCGUCUUCCCGCCUGCGCUGGUGCACCGCCACUGCUCCAUCACCUGCCCGCAGUGUCAUCGGAGUGUUUCGCUGGACGAGCGGGGGCUCAGGGGGUUUCCUCGCAACCGACUUCUCGAGUCGAUCGUCACUCGAUAUCAGCAGACUCGCUCGGCGUCCAUCAAGUGCCAGCUGUGUGACCGGAACCCGGCCGAUGCAACUGUGAUGUGCGAACAGUGCGACGUAUUUUACUGCCUGCCCUGCCAGCAGAGAUGCCAUCCAUCUCGUGGACCCUUGGCCAAACACCGUUUGGUGCCCCCUAGCCAAGCGUCAAGUGCUGACCCGCAGCAGAAACAGCCGCAGCUGCAGCAGCAGCAGCAAGCCGCCCGCAAGCCGGCCACCUGCACGGAGCACGAUCUGGAGAACCAUAGCAUGUACUGCGUGAGCUGCAGGAUGCCAGUAUGCUUCCAGUGCCUUGAGGAGGGCAAACACGGCAAGCACGAAGUGAAGGCGCUCGGAGCCAUGUGGAAACAACACAAGACUCAACUUUCCCAGGCCUUGAAUGGCAUAUCUGAUAAAGCAAAGGAUGCAAAGGAGUUCUUAGUGCAGUUAAAAAAUUUACUGCAACAGAUUCAGGAAAAUGGAGUAGAGUUUGAAGCCUGCCUGGUAGCACAAUGUGAUGCACUUAUUGAUGCCCUUAACCGGCAAAAAGCCAAGCUGCUCACAAAAGUGACAAAGGAACGGGAAUAUAAACUAAAGGUUGUGAGAGACCAGAUAACCCACUGUACUUUAAAACUGCGGCAGACGACAGGGCUGAUGGAAUACUGUUUAGAAGUCAUCAAGGAGAAUGAUCCAAGUGGCUUUCUGCAGAUUUCAGAUGCUUUGAUCAAGCGGGUGCAGAUGUCUCAAGAACAAUGGGUUAAAGGAGCUCUUGAACCCAAAGUGGGCCCAGAAUUCGAUUUGUCUCUCAACAGUGAGCCACUCCUUCAGUCUAUCCAGCAGCUGGACUUCGUUCAGGGAAAAUACCCCUUUACAGUUCCUCCUGCACCUGUGCUACAGCUUGAAGAGUGUUGUACCCGCAACAACAGCGCCACACUUGCUUGGAAAAUUCCUGCCUUUUCGCAGUCUGAUGGCUUCAUUUUGGAACUCGAUGAUGGGAAUGGUGGACAAUACAGGGAAGUAUAUGUUGGCAAGGAGACACUUUGUACAGUUGAUGGGCUCCACUUCAACAGCUCAUACAAUGCACGAGUCAAAGCUUACAAUUCUGCAGGUGUGGGUCCUUACAGUAAGACAGUGAUCUUGAAGACAUCUGAUGUGGCAUGGUUUACCUUUGAUCCCAGUUCAGCUCAUCGAGAUAUUGUUCUUUCUAAUGAAAACCAAACUGUGACCUGCAACAGCUAUGAUGAUCGAGUCAUAUUGGGUACUGCAGCUUUUUCCAAAGGAGUUCACUACUGGGAGCUGACUAUUGAUCGAUAUGACAACCACCCCGAUCCAGCUUUUGGUGUGGCAAGAAUAAAUGUUACAAAGGACAUGAUGCUGGGAAAGGAUGACAAAGCCUGGGCCAUGUAUGUUGACAACAAUCGCAGCUGGUUCAUGCAUAACAAUUCUCACACAAAUAGGGCAGAGGGUGGCAUCUCUAAGGGGGCGAAAGUAGGAAUUCUCCUGGACUUCAAUAAGCACACACUGACAUUCUUCAUCAACAAACAGCAGCAUGGGCCAGUAGCAUUUGAAAAUCUUGAAGGAGUGUUUAUACCAGCAUUAAGCCUUAACCGGAAUGUUCAGGUGACUCUUCACACAGGCCUGGAGGUACCAAAGAAUAUUUGAUACAUUUUAUUGGGCUGUCUGAGCUCAACUGUUUACUUCAACUCUGCAGACCUCUCCUCUCAUCACCAUAGACAUGGGCUUCAGGAUUUAAACACGACAUUUGUCCUGAAAACAAUUUGUAAGAUAUAAUGUAAAUGGGCAACUUUAUUUUCCUGAUGCA